This is a messenger RNA of Hevea brasiliensis (rubber tree), 1571 nucleotides long. RefSeq names its product serine carboxypeptidase-like 2. NCBI's taxonomy places the organism in Eukaryota, Viridiplantae, Streptophyta, Magnoliopsida, Malpighiales, Euphorbiaceae. Bases 47 to 1477 code for a protein of 476 amino acids. The transcript has 14 exons. Gene Ontology annotation, biological process: secondary metabolic process; proteolysis. Gene Ontology annotation, molecular function: serine-type carboxypeptidase activity; acyltransferase activity, transferring groups other than amino-acyl groups. The record is from RefSeq and is a predicted model, not a curated record.
UUCUUCACCUAACAUGAGUGCAUGAAACCUUUGCUCAACAAACAUCAUGGGUUUGAACCAUAAUCCAUCUGCAAACUCUCUUUAUCCUCCUCCUCUUUUUCUUCUUUUUCUUCUUCUUUUUCAGCUACUUGGAUGCAUGGUGGUAGCCAUCUCACGAGGAAGCAAAGUUAAGAGUUUACCAGGUUACGGUGAUCUCCCCUUAACACUUGAAACUGGAUACAUUGGUGUAGGGGAGAAAGAGGAGGUGCAGCUUUUCUACUACUUUGUUAAGUCUGAAAAUAACCCCAAGGAAGAUCCUGUUGUCCUCUGGAUCAAUGGAGGCCCUGGUUGCUCUAGUCUUGGGGCUUUUUUCUUUGAAAAUGGUCCAUUAGCAAUAGACAUUGACAACUACAAAGGAGGCUUACCCACACUUCUUCUAAAUGAACAUUCAUGGACAAAGGGCCUUAAUAUAAUAUUUUUAGAUGCACCUAUUGGGACUGGAUUCUCUUACUCAAAAACCACACAAGGUUACAAUACAAGUGACUCUAAGUCUGCAGCAAAUACUCAUGAAUUUAUACAGAAGUGGUUUAAGGAACAUCCUUCAUUUUUGGAGAAUCCACUCUACCUUUCUGGUGAAGGCUAUUCUGGAAAACACAUCCCAGUAGUAAUACAAAGGAUUUUAACCAGUAAUGAAGCUGGAAUUAAGCCUAUCAUCAAUGUUAAGGGUUAUGCAAUGGGAAACCCUGGAACAGAUUCAGUUAUUGAUUCCAAUUCAAGGAUUCCUAUAGCUCACCGUUUGGGACUUGUAUCGGAUGAUAUUUUUGAGGCAGCGUAUGCAAGUUGCAAUGGCACAUUCUACCCUGCGCCAAACACCGAGGAUUGUAAUGCACUUCUCUCAUAUAUUAAUGAGCUACUCUGCUACAUAAAUCCAGCCCAAAUUUUAGACCCAGCCUGCAGCAGCAAAUGCUUGACAUCAGCCAGCACCAAGCUCAACUCCAAGUCCACAAAUUCCUACACAUCACUGAAUAAUGCUUCCCACAAAAAAUGUGAUGCAUAUUAUCAAUCAAUUUGCCAAGAAUGGGCAAACAAUGUGGAUGUCCAAGAAGCUCUUCAUGUUCGACAGGGAGCCAUAUCCACCUGGCUAUACUGUAAUGACACAUUAAAUAGCGUCUACGGCCGUGACAUCGAAAGUGUUAUUGCUUAUCAUCAAAAUUUCUCCAAGACCAAUCUUCGAGGUUUGAUAUAUAGUGGGGAUCAUGACACUGGAAUUCCAUAUAUUGGAACACAACAAUGGAUAAAGUCUCUGAACUUGCCUAUGGUAGACAAAUGGAGACCAUGGUCUGUCAAUAAUGAAACUGCUGGAUACACAAGGAAAUUUGAAAAUGGAGAUUUCAGCUUGACAUAUGCAACUGUGAAGGGAGCAGGCCACUUUGCUGCAAAAUUCAAACCUCAAUGUUCUGCCAUGAUUGCUAGAUGGAUGGCCUAUGAAUCCCUUUGAUCCAACCUAAUUUAUAUAAUGAUCCUCACCUAUAUGUAAAUUUUAAAUAAAUUGAGGAUUUUUAUUUACUUUCAAUGUAUAACUUUGCCUUAAC